Messenger RNA from Symbiodinium necroappetens, 1215 nucleotides. The record is from the annotation of a GenBank genome assembly. NCBI's taxonomy places the organism in Eukaryota, Dinophyceae, Suessiales, Symbiodiniaceae.
AUGGACGGCGAGACAUGCGCUCUGGGCGAGAGCUCUGCCUCUGCACCUGCGCCUACCAAGGCAGACUGUCGCUCGUGGAGCAUCCUCAUGUCGCUCAAGGCGCUGCUGGGAUUCCUGAGCUACAUUCUCUCUUGGAUAUGGCAGCUCUUCUGGAGGUUGUAUGUGAAUCACAAGAGGAGGGUGGUCCUGGGAGACUGGACGGAGCUCGAGUUCUCGCCGGAAGAGGUCCAGCGCGAUCGCGAGGCUGUGCUCAGUGCCGUGAGACAGGACUGGAAAGCCUUGCAAUUCGCCUCGGAAGAGCUCCAGGCAGACCGCGAAAUCGUCGAGGAGGCUCUCCGACAAGACUGGCACGCGCUGCGCCACGUGUCGAAGUGCCUGCGAGCAGAUCGGACUCUCAUGGCCGCCGCAGUGCAAAAGUCCAAUGGAUGGGCUUUGGAGUUCGCCGCGGAGGAGCUCUACCGCGACCCUGGCCUCCUCCAAGAGGCGACCAGCAGGCUCGGGGGACGCCUUGGCCUGCCACUGUCCCCUGUUGCAGCCCUGGUGCCUGUGGACGCCACAGGACGCGUGAUCCUAGCUCCGGGAAUGGACGCCUCUGCAAUCUUUGGGAAUGCUCGGAUCCAGGCUGAGGAGCCCCAAAACGUCCAAGAAGAAACCGGCGCCCUCGACGAGUCCUUCGACACAUCGAGGGAAGAGCCGUCUGCCGAGGAGCCCCAGGAAGCUUCAGCCGGAGAGCCCUGCGAGCCGCAGGAAGCUCCCGUAUCAGCGAAGGCGCAAGACGACGUGCAGGAAGCUUCCGACUCAACUGAGUCCUUUGGCGGAGAGCUCCCGAUCAAUCUGCCGGAACCGUCAAAUGAUGACCAGGAGGUGCCAGUCGGCGGCACUUGCCGGACCGUUGUCGAAGCUUCCCCAGUCGAUUCCCAGGAGCCUGCAGAAACCUUGAUUGCGCGACUGGCACCCGCUGGCCCAUUGCGAGUUCGACCGGGGGACACCACCCUGGAACUGACAAACGUGGACGGGAAAGAGCUUCCUGAGAAGUUGACGGAGCUUGAUCUCCUCGAUACUUUGCACAGUGAUCCUUUCCAGGUGACGAGAUCCGAUGCUGCGCAUGCCGCGCGGGAAGAGCUGGCUCAAAACACAGAGCGAGCGGAGCCGCGGAACACCCUGCCGGAAGAGCUUCUAGCAGAAGAGACCACAGCAAGUCUUGACCCAGAUUGA